AUGGCUCUGACCGCCGAAGGAGGACUGAUGUUGUUGAUCAACUUCGCUGCGUUUACAGGGAAUUUGCUGAUGUGUUUUAUUUUGUACAAGAAGCCAAGUUUCCACACAACUGCAAACACAUUCACUCUGUCUUUGACCAUUUGUCACGUGUUUACCUCUUGCCUGGUCAUGCCGUUCACCGCGGGCUCACUGGUGGCGGGAGAGUGGAUGUUUGGACAGACUUUGUGCGACAUUCAGGGAUUCGUGUUCCUCGCCUUAACAUGGGUGCCAUUGCAGUUGCUGACAAUCAUGGUGGCGCGUCGAUAUUUAAACAUCACCCAGUUGUUAUUCCACAAUAAGUGGUUCUCGCUUAACCGAUCCACUGGAAUGGUUUUGACAAUCUGGGUAUUCGAUGUAGUCGUGCUGAUGUUUCUCGCAAUACUUGGUGGCACUGCGUUUCAAUUUUCUCCAAAACGAUCAUUGCUCUGCACUAGGCCCUUGAGCCGUGAAAACCAAACUGUAAACAUAUUUAAUACAGUGAUUACAUCGGCCCUUUACAUAGCGCUGUUAAUUAUCUCCAUCAUGACAUUGUGCGCUAUCAGAAGACAUGAAGCCACCUUUCGGGCUAGGAGAAGAAUUACCCCGUUCGACAUGAGAUCAGCUGCUGAAGCAAAGAUAACAGAUAAAGUUUUGUUAGCCCUUACAAUAGAAAUCCUUCUUAUUUGGAUGCCUUUUGUAAUAAUCAAGCUCGUGGAAUUUCCAACCCAGCCGGCAGUCAUGGCUAUUCCACGCCAGGCCCAUCUGGCUUCCACUUUUCUUUGGUUUGCUGUCGCUGUCCUUCACCCCGUCACAUAUGGGGCUUUGUACAGACCGUUUUCAAGAGAACUGCUGAGAAUUGUGCCGACUAGAUUGCGCCAAAAUAAGGCACAUGCUGAACAUGCCAUCUGA
Messenger RNA from Orbicella faveolata, 927 nucleotides. RefSeq lists its product as uncharacterized. Gene Ontology annotation, biological process: G protein-coupled receptor signaling pathway. Lineage: Eukaryota; Metazoa; Cnidaria; Anthozoa; Scleractinia; Merulinidae. Gene Ontology annotation, cellular component: membrane. The record is from RefSeq and is a predicted model, not a curated record. Gene Ontology annotation, molecular function: G protein-coupled receptor activity.